AGUAUUUUUCUUUAAAGAAAAGUGGUCGAAAUGGUCCAAAAAGUCUCGCAGAUUAUGACACUAAAACGCUUGCGUGAUAUACAAUGGCAUCGGAUUUUUUAUAUGGUCUACAUUGAACCGGUUGUGUUUAUGCUGCUCUUUUCGAUAACCUUAUCCAAUACCAUCAUGAGAAAUCAGAUCAUCUAUCAGACCUGCACAGUGAUUUUUCGCUACAAUGUAAGCGAUUGCAAAUUGCUGGAUGAUAAAAAUGCCAGCGCCGAGAUCAAGGCAAUCGAAACGGAACUGCAGCCAUAUGUGGCCAAUCUAUUUCUCUCGCGCACGCUGCUCGAGAGCAUUGUGCCUGCUUUUUGUGGCCUAUUCAUUGGCUCCUGGUCGGAUCACUAUGGACGCAAGCCAUUGCUCAUCGUGUCCAUGAUUGGAUUUGCUUUGUCAUUUCUGGUUACGUCUGCCAUCUGUGAGCUGUCCACCUACUAUGAAAUCAAUCCUUGGUGGUACAUUGUGGCCGCAGUGCCGCACUCCAUGCUUGGCGGCAAUUGUGUCUUCUCCGUGGCAGCUCUCUGCUUCAUCUCGGACAUAACGGACACCAAAACGCGGCCGUAUCGCAUGAUCUUCAUGGAGUCGCUGUUCUUCAUCGGCUUGACCAGUGGCUCGCUCUUGUCCAGCUUCGUUUAUGCCGCCACCAAUGCGGCCACGACCAUUGGCAUAUCCGGCUGCAUCACUACAUUGGGCUGCUUCUUCAUCAUAUUUUUCGUACCGGAAAGCUUGAAUUAUCGGAAAGAAAAUGAGGCCAAGAUGGCGAACGAGGCCACCGCUGUCGGCGCCAAUAAAGAAAAGGAAAUGCCCAUUUCGGCAUCUGACUUGCAACCGGAAUGCGUGGCCAUUGAUUGUCCGCCCAUAUUCAUGAAUCCCGAUUGCGAUGCCGAACAGGACAAGCAGAAGCAGCAAUGUCAUCAGCUGCCCACGCCUGCCACGCCCAACAUGACCUUCGACGAGGAUCUGCUGGCCAAAUAUGUGGAGCAGCUGCCGCCCAAGGUGAAGGCCCAGGCACAGGCCCAGAGCAAGCCGCAGCCCGAAGCCGAUGGCAAGAAGACCGGACUAUUCAGUUUUUCACACAUCCGCGAUAUGGUUAGCACCUGCACGAAGCCACGCGAAAAUCAUGCUCGGGCAAUUAUUUGGCUGGUCACAAUGGCCAUGUGCCUGUCCAUCUUUGUCUUUGAUGGCGUCAUGACGGUGAUGUAUCUGUUCGUGCGAGAGAAGUUCCAUUGGUCUGUCAGGGACUACACCUUCUACGAGACGGUCAGCCAUCUGGUGCCCAUGGUGGGAGCACUUAUUGGAUUUCUGAUACUGCGCAAGAUCUUCCGUCUCUCUGUGGUGACCUUGGCGCUGCUUUCGUUUGCCUCGGAAAUAUUGAAGAAUCUGGCGAGGGGCUGCUCGACGCAGGCGUGGCACAUGUACCUAUCGGUUAUACUGGGCGUAUUUCGUUCUAUUGGCGGACCCAUGUGUCGCACCAUUGUCUCCAACAUAGUACCCUCCUCCGACUUGGGCAAAAUUUUCUCAAUCAAAAAUGUUUUGCAAUCGUUUGCACCUUUUAUCGCUGCGCCGCUUUACACCUUCGUCUACAAGCGCUCGCUUCACUAUUAUCCAGGCCUCUUCAACUUUAUGAGCGUCGGCUUCUAUAUGAUGUCAUUUAUAUUCAUCUGCUGUGUGCUGCGCAUCAAGCUUAUGCAUAAGCAGUACUACGCCAAGGUGCUGAAAUAGGAGAGCGCACGAUCCUUCGAUGUGAUUCGCCUAUAUAUCCUACUUUACUUUAGUUUAGUUUUAUUUCCUAUUUAUAAAUAAUUGUGAUCUGAUCUAGGCCUAAGCGAAAGCCCCCUAACUCCAAUAAGCAAUAAAUCUAACGAGCAGCCAAUCGAGCGUAAAAACUUUAGA
Molecule: messenger RNA, 1929 nt
Organism: Drosophila navojoa
Lineage: Eukaryota; Metazoa; Arthropoda; Insecta; Diptera; Drosophilidae
Product: putative peptidoglycan muropeptide transporter SLC46
Biological process (GO): transmembrane transport
Cellular component (GO): membrane
Molecular function (GO): transmembrane transporter activity
Source: RefSeq, a predicted model, not a curated record